Desarmillaria tabescens is the source of this 1328-nucleotide messenger RNA. RefSeq lists its product as uncharacterized. Bases 257 to 961 code for a protein of 234 amino acids. NCBI's taxonomy places the organism in Eukaryota, Fungi, Basidiomycota, Agaricomycetes, Agaricales, Physalacriaceae. The transcript is spliced from 4 exons. The record is from RefSeq and is a predicted model, not a curated record.
GGUCGUGCUGUCCCAGCUAGCUCUUCGGAAUUUUGGUAGCCCUGGAAUUAUGUUUCUCGUCAUGGCAUACUGUAACGUUUUCUAGGGCUGUCGAUUUCGGUACGUCUAGCGCAACAGCACAAGGUGUCCAAUGGGACAGAGUGUCGAACAGACUCGUAGAAAGGGUGAUGUUCUUAGCAAACUGAAGUCAUCUAUAAACCGAGCCCGGCGAAGGAAGGAACGAAGUCUUAUUAGUCGUCGGUGAAGCUGAGGCUUAAUGGAAUCCCACCGACUCGGAGCGUUGCCGAUCCGGCUAAUUUACCCCUAUCCAUUAACAGACGGUGUCUCUCAUAUUCUCAUGGCGGACAUCCAGAUUUACCUCAGGCCUCGACCUAUCUCACCUGUGUAUGGCCACUCGAACUAUCUUCCAUUCAAACGGAAACGCUAUUGCGACUACGGUCCAUUCUUUGCUGACUAUGGAACAGUACCCUGCGACGCCACCGAGGUACACACUAUACGGUCCCCUGCUCUAUCCACCGCACUUUCCACGCUCUACACCGUUUUCAUACCUAGUCUCGAUGUCGAGGUUCCAGAUCCCAAUAAACCCGGUCCCUCCGCAUGGCCUGCCCUUCUUAAGCUUGCAAUAACCAAGGUCGACUUGUCGAUUGAUUCACGGAUGGAAUGUGAAAAUCACAUCGUUCGGCUCUCACAAGGUGAUCGUGCGCCAACUCCCCCACCUCGAAAUAUGCGUGCACCAUCGUUUUCACCCGAGUGGUAUAAAAUAGUAUUCUCUACUAUGGAUCGAGGUGACGUCGAGUUGCGCGACGAGUCUCGAGAUACUGAGCUGGAGUUAUUCGUCUGGGUGUAUAUGCAAAAAACCAUAGAUCAACGGACUCAUAUAUGGAGACAUUUCCGCCGAGAGAUGUAUAAACUGACAGACCCGAUUGCCCCUGCUCAUUUACCAUCAGGUCAUGGUCAGUAACAUGACAUGGCCGUCGCAUUUUCUAUUGACAUUUAUUCAUCCAGCCGACAGCCCUGGCCUGUUUGAUUUCCUUCACAAGAAGGCGCUAACGGCUGCGUCUGCUUUUGCGUCCACAUUCCUCGCCGACACGCCAGUCAGCGAUAAUGAUCCUCCACUCCUUUCCCCAUCCCACAGUAAUGGGUCAGUAGCCACAGACUCGACGUCUUCUUCCCAUGCUGGCGAUAUCGAUGAUGAUGCAGACCUGUCUGCUCUAGAUCAUCCGUUCGAACCGUUCCGGCGCCGGAAACGUAUCACCACUUCUGAAGUUGUAGAUAUGUAGCUCGGGUGUUCCUUCAGCAGACUAUCCCAUGUACUCCGUCGCAUCAUA